AUGGCGAGCAGCGCCCCGCAGGUCGAUGUCAUCCUCAGCGUCGUCACCAACGAAAUGAGGUCAGUGCGAAGCGAGUUUGACAAGAAGCUCAACGCAGUGGUUCUUGCCAACAUUGAGUAUCAGGAGGGUGAAGAUCAGGUCCUUGAAGGGCACAAGGAGAGAGGCCGCGCCUUGGCAGAGGCCGAGCGUCGGUUGAAGAGCGAGGGGCCAACCUCCCGAGAAACGCAGGAGAUUGAAGACAAGCUGAAGAGAUUGCAGGACAGUCAGCAGCAAAGUAUGUUGAAGAUAGCAGGCCUGCGAUCUGCCCACAAGCAUGCUGAGGCUCAGGCCAACUUUGCAGUUGAGAAGCUGAAGCGCAUGCAAAGCGAGGUCAGCAACAUUAUCGAUCAGGUUGUGUAUCAGCAGUCUCGGCUGGACUACCUGCUGGUGCACAAAGCCGCCAUGGAUCAUCAAAACGCUGAUCCUGGUUCAUUUCAGGCCAUCGUCUCUGUGGGAGCAGAGAAGGACAAAAAGCCUAAGCUGAAGGCUGGAGCCACCUUGCCAUCCAGGCAGAUGACGGAGCGCACGCCAGGGCCGGAUUCCGGUGCUGAAGCAUCUCAUGCGCCAGACUCAUCCGACGAAGUGAACACAUCGCGUAUCGCCAGAUUGGGAAAGAAGCUGGUGGAUCUUGACGGCCAGGUCCACCGAAGCAUCACAGAAGUGAAAGCAGAUAUCGAGUCCGUCAACCAGACGCUGCUGUCGUUCCUGGAGUUCCUGCCCCGUCGACUGCGAAGGAUGCUUCAAAAGCAGCUGUUUCCAGACCCAGAGGAGGAAGUGGAAGCUGUCAAGACAGAGACCAAGCAUAAUGACAACAAGAAAGUGAACUUCUCAGAUCAUGUAGAGACGCGCACCUUCCUCGUUGAGGACGACAGUCGGCUUCCGUGGCAAUUGGUUGGUGAGGCAGAUAUCAAGUGGAGCUGGUGCUUCAAGCCAAGAGACGAGAUGGGCAGGGAUCUCGCCAUGUGUCUCCAGCAGUUCGACAACGAUCGAGAAGAGUUCGAGGCCAAGGUUGUGCAGUGGAUUGGAGGCGGAAUGGCUGGAGUUGGCAGCCUGCCGCUGCGCAGUUCGAUGGCUGUUGGAAGCUUCCGGGACAACCUUUCACUUGACGGCCUCAUGAGUAUGAGCAUGGGCAUGGGUGGCUUUGACGACGUGGGAGUUGCAGGGCCGCAGCUGCUUCAUUUUGAGGAACGCCUGGAAAGGCUUGGCACGGAGCUCUUCAACAUGAAGAGGGCCCAGGAUGUGGAUCACGUUCGCAAAGUUGAUAAAGAAGAUCUCCAACAGGUGGUUGCGCGCCUGGGGGCAAUCGAGAAGCUGAACGUCCCAGAUCUGAAGAUCCGGAUAGAGGCACUCGAGGGGGACACAAAAUUCAAUGCGCAGAAUCUGGUGGAAGUCAGAGAGAAGCUCUUCAAGGUUGAGUCAGUAGCAGCGCCGCGUUCUGAGCUCACGAAGGUGCAGACCGGAUUCGAGGAGAUGAGGUCUGAUCAUCAAGCUAUGAAGGUCGAGCUGAAGGAAGCGUCAGCCUCCAUGUACAACUCCAAUCGCAAGUUCAUCCACGAGCUUCAAGAGGUGAAAGCUUGGACGCAGAACUCGAUCGCUGUCCUACAUAAGCAAAAGGUGGAGGUCCCAGAUCUGGCCGCCAUCACAGACAAGGUCCUCAAGCUGGAGCAGUCGAUAAAGGAUAACCGACGAAUUCUUGGAGAUGGUGGAGGGCAGGAGCUCAAUGCUGUCGUGAGACGCAUCAUUUUGAAUCUCGAGGACAAAAUCAUGGUGCUUGAGAAGAAGAUUGAUGCUUUGGCAGACGGGCGCUCUCACAAGGACAUUGCACGAAAUGAGUCGCCGGCCUGCAAGCACCAGCACGGCGCCAGUUUCCAGUCCUCGGAGAUGCAGGAGGCUGCUAUGCAAUCUAUGAGCGAGGAGUUGACGGCCAUGACAGAUGCGGUAGCGCGACUGAAGCAGGACAUCUCCGUGAGCAAGGUUCACAUCGAUGAAAUGGCCGAGCAGGGACAGCAGAAUCUGGAGUUGGCCAGCCGGCUGCACGUCUAUGUGCAAAGCAGCUCCAUUGAAGGUAUGGAUGAUGAGGGCACUGCCUUAUCCUUGAACCGAGUGCAGGUGAUGAUCGCAGCCGCGGCUCGGCAGCUCGUGGCUGGCAAUAAAUGGAUAACCAAAGAGAUCUUCGACAGCCGGCUAGACCAGAUUCGGGGUGAGUACCUGAAAGAGUUACGGCAGAUCCAGGCAAGGCUUGAAGACCAAUCCGGCUCCAAGGCCUUGCAAGGCGUCACGCCGGUGGUUACAGUCUCCUCCAAGCUGCCCAAGAUGAUGUUGCAGCACAUGCCCAAUGAGGCCUCUGCAGGCAUGCAUGCAGAGGCGCCAGAUCGGCUGGGAACCGCUCCGGCUGGCCGGACUAGAGCAAUUCCUGCAAUUGCACUACCCCUCAGCGCGCGGAGCGGCGGCCUGCGCCCGGCCACUGUGGAUAGCAGGCCCAGAAAAGGACGGGAUCGAUGA
Messenger RNA from Symbiodinium pilosum, 2541 nucleotides. The record is from the annotation of a GenBank genome assembly. Lineage: Eukaryota; Dinophyceae; Suessiales; Symbiodiniaceae.